This is a messenger RNA of Dictyostelium purpureum, 678 nucleotides long. RefSeq lists its product as uncharacterized. Gene Ontology annotation, cellular component: nucleus. The coding region runs from base 1 to 678 and encodes 225 amino acids. Lineage: Eukaryota; Evosea; Eumycetozoa; Dictyosteliales; Dictyosteliaceae. The transcript is spliced from 2 exons. The record is from RefSeq and is a predicted model, not a curated record.
AUGGCCGAAAGAAUAUCAUAUUUGGGAUAUAAUAUUCCACCAGAAGUUAAAAAUAUGAUACCAGUUGUACAGAAAUUUGAACAAUCAUUUUAUAGAGAUAUUUUAUCAAUGGUAGCACUUUAUAUGAAAACUAAAAAGAUCACAUUAAAUAAAAAGGAAGAAAACGAUAGAUUAGAACAAAUUACAGAUUCAAUUCAUAAUAAAUUAACAAUAUCUGCAAAUGAUAAUAAAGUUGAUCCAAAUUUAUCAUCCAUUGUAUUCACAGGUUUAUAUUAUAUUUUAAAGAUUGCAAUUAAAAAAAAAGUCAACAAUCAAACAUUUUUAGCUGAUAUUACAGAUCUUAAAUUACCACAACCAUUAAUAACUGAUUUAUCAAAUAUUUAUAAUAAUCAAGGUAAAGAUUUAGCAGAAAAAUCAAAUAAUGAUAAAAUUUUAUUCCCAAAACUAGAAACAUUUAAAUGGAGAGUUGACGUUAUUAUUAGUAGCAGUUUUACAUCAAGAGUACUUAUACCAGUUAUUUUAAUGGAAAUGGCUGAUAACAAUGGAAAAACUAGAGUAUUUGAGGUUUCAGUUGACACAUUCCACAAACUUCGUUAUAAUGUAGCAAAGGUAUUAAAAGAUUUAGAAGAUUUAGAACAAAACCAAAUUAUUUCAAAAUUAGAAAAUAAAUUAAAUUAG